Letharia columbiana is the source of this 423-nucleotide messenger RNA. RefSeq lists its product as uncharacterized. The record is from RefSeq and is a predicted model, not a curated record. Lineage: Eukaryota; Fungi; Ascomycota; Lecanoromycetes; Lecanorales; Parmeliaceae. Bases 1 to 423 code for a protein of 140 amino acids. The transcript has 2 exons.
AUGCGAUUGAACCUUCUCCAACUUCUCUUUGCUGUCUCCCUUACUCCUCUUACCGCAGCUCUUCAAACCAUCUACCUCGCGUACCUCGCGUCUUCCGGCUCACCCCACUUCAUCGCCUUCUUCUCAGACAGCAACCCCUGUACAGACGGCACCCUGUUCGGCUACACGCCCGAAGGGUUCGAGGAUUGCAAUGAAGACCUCACCAUCUUAGGCCAUCAAAACAUCACCUUCACCGGUUGCAAACCCACCACAGCGUUUCCCUUUUCCCUGCCCACAGGAGUCGCGGAUAACGGUGCGCCAGCGCUGAAGUGCAAGCCGGCGUCGAACCCGCCCGGGGGCCCGUACGGAGACUAUGCUAACUGCGCAUAUACUCCCAGCGCAGCCAUCGUGGGGCCUGUGAGCCUGUUGGAGUUUUGUUCGUAG